Spinacia oleracea (spinach) is the source of this 480-nucleotide messenger RNA. RefSeq lists its product as uncharacterized. Gene Ontology annotation, biological process: DNA integration. The coding region runs from base 1 to 480 and encodes 159 amino acids. Lineage: Eukaryota; Viridiplantae; Streptophyta; Magnoliopsida; Caryophyllales; Amaranthaceae. The record is from RefSeq and is a predicted model, not a curated record. Gene Ontology annotation, molecular function: nucleic acid binding. The transcript is spliced from 3 exons.
AUGACCGAGUUCUUUCCUGAUGAACAAUUACUUUCUUUAUGUCGUAUUGAUACUCCUUGGAGAUGUAUAGAUAAACCUGAAUAUGCUUCUAUUCUUCAUUUUUGUCAUAAUCUUGAAAGUGGGGGACAUUUUGGUCCUCAAAGGACUGCGUAUAAAGUCCUUCAGUGUGGUAAUAUCUCAAAGAGGAAUGAAAUGCCACAACAUGGAAUUAUAGUUUGUGAAAUAUUUGAUGUAUGGGGCAUUGAUUUUAUGGGUCCCUUCCCCUCAUCCUUUGGUAAUCUUUACAUUGUUCUUGUUGUGGACUAUGUGUCUAAAUGGGUGGAGGCUAUUGCCACCAUAACUGAUGAUGCUAAGACUGUUGUUAAGUUUGUUAAGAGUUACAUUUUUAAUAGGUUAGGCAUGCCAAAGGCCAUAAGUAGUGAUAGGGGAACUCAUUUUUGCAAUAAAACUUUUGGUGCUUUCUUGAGAAAUUUCAUGUGA